AUCCCGUCCCAUAUCAAGCAGUCCAUCCGUUUGUGGCUUGCCAUGCGCUUUGCUCCUUGCCCACGAGCAGAGUGCUGGGCCUCUUUCUCUUCCUUCCCAUUCUUUCGUUAUGCCUCCUUUUCUGAGGGCUCGCGCCUUGAGGCGCGAGGACGCCCCUUCUUCCUCAGCGCAGGCUAGCCCUGCAGCUUCUUCUGUUACGACUUCGUCUUCGUCUUCAAGUGCUGCUUCCUCAGCUUCCCUUUCUUCUUUGACAAGCGUCAUGAUCAGUAGCUCUGCCGCUCCGUCGUCGUCCGCACCGGAGUCUUCGUCUAGCAACUCAGCAGCGCCCUUGACGAAUGCUACGUCGAGCAGUAGCCAUGCGUCUGCGUCGACGUCUUCUCCGGCCCCGACAUCAGCUCCGGCAUCGUCGUCUACAGGCCCCGCACCCAACUCGAUUACGCCUACGACGGUUGCGGUUCCCACAGCAAUUGGCUCUGAGGAUCCGACUACUUCGGCUAUUUCGGUCCUGAUACCUACUGCCAUUGCCUCUGAAGAUCCUGUUACGGCUGCGGCUUCAUCGACCUCUCAGGCUGCAGCGACCUCGGAAGAGUCCUCUGGUGUGGUAUCCGCCACUUUGCCAGCUUCCUCACAGUCGUCCGCGGCCGCGCCUACCACAUCGACGACCUCGAGUACUAUCGUGCUGGUUCCCACUGCGAUCGCGACGCAGGACCCCAGCAGUACGUCGGCGCAGGCGACGUCUUCGCCAGCAUCAUCAUCUGAUGCCGCCCAGACGUCUACAUCUGCGAACGCUACGUCCUCCGCCACUUCUUCAUCCACUGGCUCUGUAGAAGCUACGAGUAGUGGCGGUGGCUUGACUCCUACUGCAAUCGGUUCCCAAGACUCUACUACAUCUGCUUUCGCUUCUGCACCUACAUCUACGACUAAGAGCAGCAGCAAUAAGGAUACGGGGUCAGCAAGUCAGAGUGAGAGCAGCACACAGCCUGCGGGUUCAGCGUCGCCCGGCGCCGGCUCUGGCAACACGACUAGCACGUCAGUCGCACCUGCCUCGUCACCUACUACUACAGCCAAUACCACUCAGAGCGGCGGGGCCGCUACCCCUUCAGCCACGUCGGGUGGCAGCAGUAAGGCUAGCGGCACCGCCGGCGGCAAUAACAACGGAACUGGGAAUGAUAGUUCCGACUCUGGCAGUGGCACUAACUCGGGUACCAACAGCACCGGGCCUGCCAACAACUCGAGCGACGGCACUGGCAACAACGGGGCAGGUGGCAACGGCGGUGCGAGCGGGAAUGGGAGGGUGACAGGGAGCGGGACCAUCGACACGACUAGCUCCAACGGUAGCAGCAGCACGAAUUCUGUCGAGCAGCCGGGAAGCUCUGUCUCUGCUAUCGACGGAGGGGGCGCUGGUGCGGGUCAGACUGCUACAAGUGCUAGCGCUGCGCAGGAUCGGGCGCCUUCAUCACCUGCCAUACCCACUACAGUCACGUCCACCUUCACGAGCGUUCAGGUUACAAUCACUCCGGUGUCGACCGUCUCGGCCGAUGGGAAGACAUCCGUAGUCUUCUCUACCAGUACUAGCACCGGAACGUUUACUACGACCACGAAGAUCACCCCAACGACGAGCGUCUCUUCCGUCUCUGCUACCAAAAGCAAUAGCGCAAUGAUGGGAGGUAUCAUUGGUGGGGUGCUAAGCGGCCUCGCACUCAUUGGUCUUAUCGUCUUCCUCUUCUUCCGCCGGCGCGCCUCCAGACGCGCCAACUGGAUGGGCGGCGGCGUUUCCUCCGAGACCUUCCCCUACCCGCCCCCCAUCGUCCCCGACUCCCCGGAACCCUCUGUACGCACUCCUUCCGGCCCGCCCAUGCUCCCGAUGCCUGUUAGCAUGAGCUACGCCAGUGCCGGAGAUGCGAGCCGCAGCGAGCUCUUCCCGAGCAUCAUCUCGACGUCCUCCGCGCGCACAAGCGGCAUGCCUAUCAGUCCCAUGCCCAGUGGGUCGCCUGUUUCGCCGCAGCCGCAGCCACGCAUGCGCGAGACGAUGGUCAGCACGACCGGCACAAGUAUCGUCGUCCCCGGGCCUGGCGGCGCGCACUCAAGCUUGAGCGCCGAUGCCAUCCUUGAUCCCUUCGUGGACCCCGUCCCUGCUUCCGCGGUUGCUACCGCUGCACAGCCGGCUGCGAAGGCGCUACCUAGGGACCCUUUCGCAGACCCGAAGCCUGAUGAGAAGUUGGAGGCGGCGCCGGAAGGUGAGAGGUUGUCGAUGCUCAGUGUUGAUGUGGAGCCUGGUGAGGCUAUGUAAAAUAGCCUCCUGUAGUUGUUUUUAGCGGCGCGAUGCCGUUGAGCUGUCGAAUAGCUGCGGACCUAUAGGCAUUGGACACGAGACACCUGGUUCAAUCUUGGGAUUCUGGUUGUAUUUGCGAAUCUGAUAUGCCGUGCGUUUCACGUUGUUGCGUUCUC
Messenger RNA from Dichomitus squalens LYAD-421 SS1, 2448 nucleotides. RefSeq lists its product as uncharacterized. The record is from RefSeq and is a predicted model, not a curated record. The transcript is spliced from 7 exons. Bases 110 to 2290 code for a protein of 726 amino acids. Lineage: Eukaryota; Fungi; Basidiomycota; Agaricomycetes; Polyporales; Polyporaceae.